Molecule: messenger RNA, 1697 nt
Organism: Cicer arietinum (chickpea)
Lineage: Eukaryota; Viridiplantae; Streptophyta; Magnoliopsida; Fabales; Fabaceae
Product: probable ADP-ribosylation factor GTPase-activating protein AGD8
Biological process (GO): COPI coating of Golgi vesicle
Molecular function (GO): GTPase activator activity
Source: RefSeq, a predicted model, not a curated record
AUAAAAAACAAAAGUAUUGCGUUUCAAGUGCAAAUUGCUCAGGAGGUGCUGUUCUCCUCUUCCCCCAACAAGCACCCCUGAGAAUCCCUUUCAAAACCCUUUUUAUUUUGUAAAGAAUCAAAUCAUCAUACUUAUCUAAAAGCUAAAUCAAUUCCGAUUCCAAUUCUACUUUCUAUAUAUUUUUCAUCACCGUUUUGUUUUUCACUCUCUUCUUUCAAUGGCUUCCGAUAGCUUCACUGACAAGACCACCGUUUUCAAAAAGCUCCAGUCCAAGUCCGAAAACAAGUCGUGUUUCGAUUGCAAUGCGAAGAACCCUAACUGGGCGUCUGUUACGUAUGGGAUCUUCCUUUGCAUUGAUUGCUCUGCCGUUCAUCGAAGUCUCGGCGUUCACAUCAGCUUUGUGAGAUCUACGAACUUAGACUCAUGGACUCCUGAGCAACUUAAAAUGAUGAGCUUUGGAGGAAACAAUAGGGCACAGGUUUUCUUUAGGCAGCAUGGUUGGAAUGGUGGUGGUAAAGUAGAAGCAAAGUAUACGUCCAGAGCUGCAGAGUUGUAUAGGCAACUUCUUUCAAAAGAAGUUGCUAAAAGUGUGGCUGAGGAGGUUGGCUUGUCUUCAUCACCUGCUGUUUCUUCUCAGUCUGCCCAAGGGACUAAUGGACUUCCUGAUGUUAGGACAAAUGAAGUACCAAAUAAAAACACUCUGGAGAAGCCAGAAAAGACUGAGAGCACUUCUUCACCUAGAGCUUCAUAUACCGCAGUUUCAAGUACUGUGAAGAAGCCUAUUGUAGGAAAAAAGCCUGGGAAGAGUGGGGGGCUUGGAGCUCGUAAGCUCACUAGAAAGCCAAGCGAGUCUCUCUAUGAGCAGAAGCCUGAAGAACCACCUGCUCCAGUUACAUCCUCGACAAACAAUAAUUUGCCUUCUGGGCCAUCUCUAACAUCUCGGUUUGAGUAUGUAGAAAAUGUUGAAUCAUCUGAGUUGAGUUCUGGUGCUUCAAAUGUAACCGGUCAUGUGUCUGCACCAAAGUCAUCAAGCUUCUUUUCCGACUUUGGAAUGGAUAGUGGCUUUCCAAAGAAAUCUGGGCCAAGCUCCUCAAAAGUGCAAGUUCAGGAAUCUGAUGAAGCAAGAAAAAAGUUCUCAAAUGCUAAAUCUAUUUCUUCAUCCCAAUUUUUUGGAGAUCAGAGCAAGGCGGCAGAUGUGGAAGCUCAAGCUACUUUAUCAAAAUUUUCAGGUUCAAGUUCCAUCUCCAGUGCCGAUCUCUUUGGUGACUCAAGAGAUAACUCCUCUGUUGAUCUUGCUGCUAGUGACCUUAUCAAUCGAAUAUCUUUCCAGGCACAACAGGAUAUCUCGUCCCUUAAGAACAUUGCAGGAGAGACUGGUAAAAAGUUCACCUCUUUUGCAUCCUCCCUGAUGACAGAUCUUCAAGACCGAAUUCUCUGAACUUGUAUGUUCUGUAUUUAAGAGAACCUCUGGUGUUUGCUAAGAUUACAGCCAUUUAUUUUUCAAAUGUAAUAGAAGAGCUCAAUACACAAUUUUUUAUGAACAAAAUAUAAGAUACUUUAAUGUUCAGCUAGGCUUGUCAUUUAGGCUGAUGCUUUUGAUUUUGUAUCCCAUUUACUGUUUUAUGGUUGCUAAAAUGUUUUAAAUGCUUUAUAUUGUAUUUCUUUUAUCGGUCAAUACUAUUAUGUCACAAUCUCAA